AAUGGAAAGUGGAGAUUUUUGGUACCGCAUAUAUGACUCUUAUGUUUGCCCUAAUCGAUAAUACGUUGGAAACUGUUGAUAUCAUACGAAUGUUUGCUUUCAACAAUUAUUCUUUUUGAAAUCUGAAUUUCUUGUUCCACGAAAUAGCGAUGCAGAGUGUUAUUAAUUCUGUAAAAGGUACUGCGCUUGGUGUUGCCGAAUACUUAACCCCUGUGUUAAAGGAAAGUAAAUUUCGAGAAACUGGAGUAUUAACACCGGAGGAGUUUGUGGCAGCAGGUGAUCAUUUGGUACAUCAUUGUCCAACAUGGCAGUGGGCUACUGGCGAUGAAGAUAGAAUAAAAUCUUAUCUUCCUAAAACCAAACAAUUUUUAUUGACACGUAAUGUUCCUUGUACUCGCAGAUGUAAACAGAUUGAAUACAGCAAAGAACAAGAGUGUAUUAUAGAAGAAGAUGAUCCAGAAGGUGGUUGGGUUGACACACAUCAUUAUGAUUCGAGCCUUGGUGGAAUUGAAGAAAGAGUAACCGAAAUGACAUUAGAUGAAACACAACUUUCCCAGUCAAUUGGUACAGAGGAAAAUAAUGGAGAUAAUAAUGAGGAUGAUGAUGAUGAUGAUGAUGAUGGAGAUGCUGCAGAUAUGGAAGCUUUUGAAGUCAGUGGAAUGUUAGACGAACAGGAUAAGUAUGCAGCAAAAAUUACAAAGAAACCAGCUAAUGAGAAAUGGGAAUCAUUUUCUGAAGGAGAAAUUAUUCAUACACGUACAUAUGACUUAUAUAUUACAUAUGAUAAAUAUUAUCAAACUCCUCGAUUAUGGCUUUCAGGAUAUGAUGAGAAUCGUAAGCCUUUAACAGUAGAAGAAAUGUAUGAGGACGUUAGUCAGGAUCAUGCCAAAAAGACUGUUACAAUGGAGGUACAUCCUCAUAUCCCUGGACCGCUAAUGGCUUCAGUUCAUCCUUGCAGACAUGCUGAAGUAAUGAAGAAGAUUAUUGAAACUGUAAUGGAAGGUGGUCGUGAACUUGGAGUACAUAUGUAUCUUAUAAUAUUUCUCAAAUUUGUGCAAUCUGUAAUUCCUACAAUUGAAUAUGAUUAUACACAAAAUUUUAUGUUAAACGCCUCUGGUUAAUAGCUUUACAAAUUUUCAUUUUACCUUAAGGAUAAACGUGAUUUUAGUUUAUAAGCGUAAUAUAUAAAAGAAUGAAAAGCAUUGUGAAGCAUAUAAUAAAUACAUUUCAAUUCAGAAAACUAUAAGCUUGUAUGUGCACAAGACACUUCAAUAUAAAAUCAAAUUUUGCUGAUCUUAUGUAUUACUUGCGAAAACUUGUACCGUUUUAUUUUGUUAUUUUACCAUUGUUACAAAAACAAAAUAAUUAGUAUUUUCUAAAAGUUAUAAACUAUUUUAAAUUAUUCAUGUAUAAAGAUCUUUUAUUUAAAAGAUAAUAUAUAUAUGAACAUAUAUAAAGUUAUAUAUCAAUAGUAAAAAGUAGAACAUAUACAUAUGAAAGAACUGAAUUCAUAAAUAAAUUCGUAUUUCAUUAAGAUUAUUAUUUACCCAUUAAAUAUUUUUACUACAUGAAAUCUAUUUGACAGAUAGAUUUAAGGUAAUUGUCAGUAACAGCAGUGAUAGAAAUGCUGUAAUAAUAUGUAUUACAAGCCCAUAUAUGUAUGUACUUAUUAUGUCUGCUUUAUUUAAGGUUUUCAUGAAUUUAACAUGUUUGAAUACUUUUGAAUAAAAAACAUCUUUAAUAAAAUACAAUAUUUUUUUUAAUAUAAUAGAAUAGGAAUGGAAAUUUGUUCAUCUUUAACUAUUCAGCAUAUACAGAGUGGUCACCUAGGAGUCUAAGCUGGGAUAUUUUCGAUACUGUUAAUUAUAUCCAAAAAUAUUUAAGAUAAAAGUUGAAUGACAUCAAGGGGAGCAUAUUCUGAUGUUAUUAGCUUUUCAGUAGGUAGUCGUGUAAAGGUCAUGUGAAGAUAAAUUUUAUUUUUUAAAUGAAAUAAUAUAUUUUUAUAUAUUUACAUUAAUCGAUGCAGCUCGUGAUUUUCUAUAAGAAAUUAUUAGUCUACUUAAGUCGGAAUACUAUUAGUUUGAUAGAUAUUUUAACUUUGAUUUUGUAAAACUUAUCGUAUGAAAGACUUUCGAAGAUAUCAUCAGUCGCUAUGGUUUGAAGCUCCUUUUCCACUUUUUUGUCCAAGCGCGCGAGGUGACGAGAUAAACCAUCUUAUCCCCACCAUCGCGCACUUACAUCAACUUGCAUUUCUGUUUCUAGGAGACAGUUCGCUUGGUUCAAUUCAUUUCAAAGUAAAUGUAUAAUAAACUUUGAAAUAGUAUUAAUUAAUUAUGUAGAGUUAUUAAUUAUUAUUGUUAAUAAAAAUAUUAAUAUUAAUAUGAUAUAUUAUA
Bombus huntii is the source of this 2393-nucleotide messenger RNA. RefSeq names its product ubiquitin-like-conjugating enzyme ATG3 (gene Atg3). Gene Ontology annotation, biological process: nucleophagy; autophagosome assembly; autophagy of mitochondrion. The transcript is spliced from 6 exons. The record is from RefSeq and is a predicted model, not a curated record. Gene Ontology annotation, molecular function: Atg8-family ligase activity. Bases 150 to 1121 code for a protein of 323 amino acids. NCBI's taxonomy places the organism in Eukaryota, Metazoa, Arthropoda, Insecta, Hymenoptera, Apidae. Gene Ontology annotation, cellular component: cytosol; cytoplasmic ubiquitin ligase complex.